Penicillium crustosum is the source of this 1113-nucleotide messenger RNA. Its product is annotated as WD40 repeat domain-containing protein. The record is from RefSeq and is a predicted model, not a curated record. Bases 1 to 1113 code for a protein of 370 amino acids. NCBI's taxonomy places the organism in Eukaryota, Fungi, Ascomycota, Eurotiomycetes, Eurotiales, Aspergillaceae. Gene Ontology annotation, molecular function: protein binding. The transcript has 4 exons.
AUGACGACAUCUUCGAACCGAGAUCAUUUCUUUCAGACAUCUGCAUCUUUGGAUGAGCAGGAGCGGAAAGAUGCCAAGUCCCAGAACACCAAUGGAAACCCUAUUCGACUACAGGGCAAGAUCCUAGCAGCUCAUCCCGACCCCUGGAAUACUGGCUCGAUUUAUGUUGCCCAUAGCAAUGGCACCGUGAGAAGGAUCAUCCUUGCUACAGGAGAAACAGCUAGGGCGUUUACAGGUCCUAUGGCUCCUGUGACUAGUCUUUGUUUGAGUCCCGAUGGCAAGCUCCUGUUUGCCGGGUGCUGGGACAAAGCUAUCUGGAGCUGGGACACGGCCACUGGCCAGCCACGCCAGAAGUACGAAGGCCAUGCCGACUUUGUUCGAUCAGUCACCAGCGCAAGACUGCGUGGGGAUGACCUGCUUAUCUCCGGUGGUGCUGAUGCACAAAUCCUGGUGUUCAAUAUCACAAGUGGUGAGCGGUUGGAGACCUUCAAGGGCCACUCCCGCGGUAUCCAGGACCUUGCUCUUGACCCAGAAUCAGAGAGCACCCAGCCAGUUGUAUUUAGUGCAGGAAGUGACCGGGAGAUUCGCCAAUUCAGUAUAUUUGGCGGCGGUAGUACUACUGACCCUCUCCUUCCGCAUGACACCAGUGUCUACAAGCUCUUUUUCGAUAAUGACGGCGAUCUCUGGACUGCUUCGGCUGACAAGUCUGCCAAAUGCUUGAUUCGAGAGGAUGGGUGGAAGGCCAAUCUGACCCUAGAGCAUCCAGACUUUGUCCGUGAUGUUGUCGUCUAUGAAACGGGGGGUUGGGUUGUGACUGCCUGUCGGGACGAGGAAGUUCGUGUAUGGAACCGAUCGACUGGAGCACUCCAUCAUACUUUCUCCGGCCAUUUCGAAGAGGUCACUGGGCUUGUGCUUGUAGGGUCAACCAUUGUCAGCGUAGGAAUCGAUGCGACCAUUCGCCAAUGGUCCCUUCGACCCGACGAGCUUCAGCAAGCAGUGGAGCUUGCAAAGAAGCCCGCAGAAGAGGAGAAGGGGGGGGAGGAAAAGCCGGCCGAAUCAAUGUUGACGGCGGAGGAAGAGGCUGAGUUGGCGGAGCUCAUGGGAGAUGAUUAG